AUGGCGCAGCGUACGCCAAGCGCCGACACGCGAGGCGGGAGGAGGAAGCGAAGGAAAAAAUACAAACCUGCACCUCCCUCGGGCUUCCUCACUAGCGGGCGGUUACAUGGACGUCUUCCAAAACCAGGAUUAUACCCUGCCAGUGAGGAUUCUGGGAUAAUCCCUGGAUUAUUUAUCGUCAAAUGGUUGGAUACUUCCAGUGAAUCGGUAAGUAGUUGUGAUUAUGUGUGUGAGAUCCAUGCCGGAGGUGCAUGUAGUCGUAUACGACACUCACACUGCGAGUCACCCACUUACAACGCUACACAUUCCAUUACAUCGCCAGACGACAAACCAAAUGUCCGAUGUGGUCCUCCUAAAUGGUCAGCUCCUGUUGCUAAAGCAAGAAUCGUCAUCAGGCGAGAGUCAGUCUCGCUGCUGACUAUAUGGCUGGCUCUACACGGGUUUCUGUCCAGUACCAACACAAACUUCGCAGUCCAGGCCACUGUUUUACGUCCACAACAACAAUCAUUCACCUCCUCACUACCACAACGAAGAUAUUCACUCCUGCCUGUUUCCACCAUCAACGAGAGCGUCUUCAUCUUCUUCAACCCGCCAGCAAUUCCACGUCUCAAAAUUAAUACACUUCAAAUCGUGUCCUUCAACUUUACAGUCUACACACGGAAAGCCCCCGUCGGCGUCAUCAUCAGCAACAACCGCGACAACAAACAUAAAUAUAACAACACGAUAACCAACACGACUGUCAGAGACCCGUCAAACAAAAAGGUUAAAAUAGCGUCUCUGGGCCAUCCAUAUGCCAUCGCAUCUACUUCUAUCAAUCCAACAACCAAACCGAACAAGAGUAAUCGCGCCGAGUUGAAUCUCCCAUUCAGCUCAACCCCAUCGACACAGUCUACUAGCUGGAACUCAACCAACUCAACCCCUAAGAGCAACAUCUCGAACAACUUAGCCAAAAAUAACCAACACAAGAGUCGCACAUACUGGGUGAUGGUCUACUCCGAAGAUGAGUCCGUUGCGCGCCCUGUCAUCACCUCCUCUAACAGACUGGCGAGAUUCUAUGCAGACUCACAGGGCAGCUAUAUUCUGAUGGCCGUGUGGCCAGGGCGACAGUACAGCUUCUCGGUGGAGGCCAGACAUAUUGGCAGGGUCACCAUGUCCGUUGCUGUGGUAGACACUGAUGGUGACAAACGGAUGUCUCAGGUGAGCUAUGUCCAAGCCGUUGCAGCUUCCCAAUAUCCGGUCACAGCUGUUCGAGGGGAACGAGUCGCCGACCUCGUCUUCAACAUUGCCGCCGCGUCCAUCGCCAUUAUAAUCAGCUUCGGCAUUGGCGCUGUCACAGACACUGACAGUGUAAAGAGACAACUGAGGUAUCCAGUUCCUCUGAUCGUUGGGUUCUGCUGCCAGUUCAUCGUCAUGCCGCUGAUGGCGUUUGGCCUGGCCAUGACCCUGCCGCUGGACAAGGACGUGGGGUUCGGUCUGCUGUGUGUGUCCUGUGUCCCUGGGGGUGGCUUCGGACACGUCGCUGUGGUCAUUGCUGAUGGAGACCCUGGACUUAGUCUGGCUAUGAACCUUAUCAGCGCUGUGGCUAUGCUAGGAACCGCCCCGCUGUGGAUCUUUGUACUGGGCCAGUACUUUCUGGCCGACUCGCAUUCCAUUCUCAACCCUCACGUGAUCCCCAUCUACCACUUCGAAGUGUGGCUGGUGUGCAACUUCCUCGCCUACGCGGCGGGACUCACCAUCAAGCGGAUGAGGCCUGCAGUAGCCGACGCCAUCCUCAUGUGGUUCAUCAAACCGUUCUUGUUGCUAGCCUGCAUCCUCUACGUCACCCUGGGCGUCUACAUCAACAUGUACGUGUUCGAGCUGGUCGACGGGGCAGCACUCCUCUCCGCCAUGCUUCUGCCGCUCAAUGGUUGCCUGAUGGGCGCGGCUCUGGCGGCCGUCUGUCGGCAGAGCUACGCCCACAUGAAGACUAUAGCUCUGGAGACUUGCAGUCUCAACUGCCUGAUCGUCAUGGUAGCGCUGAGAUUCUCCCUAAAGCAACCAGACGCCGAUCUGGCGGCCGUGACCCCCAUUUGGGUCAUGUUUACAAUUCCAGGACUGUUUGUGGUGCUUGCCUUCUGCAACAAGGUGAAGAGCAUCAUCCUCAUGUUUUGGAGGAACCGAGGCAACAAGGACAGCGAUGCGCAGAGCUCGUCUAAAGCUUACUCCAUCAGCUCUUCCAUGAUCAGCCCGCCUGGCACAACAACGCUGUCAGCUCCCCUGGUCACGGCUGACGGGUUGGACGAUGACGUCACAAUCAGCAGCAGCAGCAAUCAAAGGGUGACAGUUUUGUAG
Messenger RNA from Candidula unifasciata, 2331 nucleotides. The record is from the annotation of a GenBank genome assembly. Lineage: Eukaryota; Metazoa; Mollusca; Gastropoda; Stylommatophora; Geomitridae.